AUGAUGCUACCACUGUUGCGUGUCCGUUGCUGUUCACGGUUGGUCGUCAGCUACGAGGCGCACCUCAAGUCCCACGGAGGGUCUUCGAACGCCUAUACGGCUUCCGAAGACACAGUGUACUACUUCAAUGUAGCCUCGGACCAUCUCGCCGGGCCCGACGGAGCGCUAGACCGCUUCGCCCAAUUCUUCAUCGCACCGCAGGUGGGGGGAGUGGGGGACCCCGCAGUUCUUGACGGAGGGAAUGUUGUGCAGCGCAACAAGUAUCACUGGCUGACACAUUCUGAGGACUCACUAGGGAGUUCAAAAACUGUUUUUCUCGGCGGUUUCUGCAUGAAGUUCACCGAGUCCGCCACGGAGAGGGAACUUAACGCUAUCGAAUCGGAGAACGCGAAAGAUCUAACCUGUGACUACUGGCGGCUCCUGCUCAUAGAGAAUUCCAGGCAUUACGCCGCGAACCAGAUGACUCUUGUCGUACUGGGCAAGGAGUCGUUGUCGGAGCUGCAGCAGGCCGUCGAGGAGAAGUUUUCUGCUGUGCCCAAGCGCGGCUGCGGGCUCCGGCCGUCCUCGGCGUGGAUCGGGAAAGUGAAACCGUUUCUCGACGACCGGGCGAAACCGUUGCAGGCUUUUAACGUGGUCCCGGUUAAGGUGGCUUCCAAGAGUAUCUACACCCUUCUGAAGCGCAUGCUUCCCGCAGAACAUCGUCUCGCGAGGCUGCGAGCUCACGCGACACUUUUGCGCUUCUUGUCUCGACAAUCAUGCGCACCGCUGGUCGGGGUCGCUGCCCUUCAUCUCGCGCACUUGCUCACGAAUGGUGUGUGCGUGUGCCUUGUGUGCUGCACCGGUAAGGAGUACGAGGGUCCUGGAUCGCUCCUGUCGUAUCUAAAGGGCAAGGGCUGGGCCAACGCGCUUAACGCGGGGUGCUCGGCCUCGAACGACGACUUCACCAAUUUUCGAGUCGAUCUGACGUGGGAGGGUCUGCUGAACCGCUUCCAUGUCCUAACGGCGAUUUUCAGCUACCUGGACCUCAUGCAGAAGGAAGGCAUCCCGCGGUCUCUGGCUCCCGAGUUCCGGGUAAUGUCCGACCUAGGCUGGCAGUUCCAGAUCUCAGUCGAUCUGACGCAGGAGGGUCUGCUGAACCGCUUCCAUGUCCUAACGGCGAUUUUUAGCUACCUGGACCUCAUGCAGAAGGAAGGCAUCCCGCGGUCUCUGGCUCCCGAGCUCCGGGUAAUGUCCGACCUAGGCUGGCAGUUCCAGGGAACGGUAGGGUUAGGAUACGCCGUGAGNAGCUUUGUAGGGGUGCGAAGUCAAUGGGCUGACGACCACAACGUGCACGGUUACCGUAUGAGUACACCCCCCAGCCUGCUUCUCUACAUGAGAGUUGCACCUUCCCUGCGGCUACUUGACACCCUAUCCCCCGUUCAUGCCGUAAUCGGUUUUCGUGUUUUUGCUGGCCAGAUCUCAGUCGAUCUGACGCAGGAGGGUCUGCUGAACCGCUUCCAUGUCCUAACGGCGAUUUUUAGCUACCUGGACCUCAUGCAGAAGGAAGGCAUCCCGCGGUCUCUGGCUCCCGAGCUCCGGGUAAUGUCCGACCUAGGCUGGCAGUUCCAGAUCUCAGUCGAUCUGACGUGGGAGGGUCUGCUGAACCGCUUCCAUGUCCUAACGGCGAUUUUCAGCUACCUGGACCUCAUGCAGAAGGAAGGCAUCCCGCGGUCUCUGGCUCCCGAGUUCCGGGUAAUGUCCGACCUAGGCUGGCAGUUCCAGGACAAGAUUGAACCGGACGCAUUGGUCAACUGGCUAGCACCCAACAUGCAGAACUUCAGCAUGGAAACCGCCAUAAGCGGGCCGUGUCGGCUGCAGAGAUACGACGAGAGCCUCGUACACACCCUGUUGAACUCCCUGAGGCCGGACCCGCAAGCGGGUUCGUCUUUGUCCCGUCCCCGGGUCACAGUAACGGCCAAAGACUUCGAAGAAGCUGCCACGGAAAGGGAGAAGUGGUUCGACGUCCCUUACCAGGAAGGUUUCUCUAAUAUUUGUUCCUCGUGGCUUAGUUUUCUACUCUACAUUUUCGUCUGUCUUGGAGGUCGCUGUUGUUCUGUUCGAGGUUGCCAUGACGGCUUUGUAUGGUAGCGCCUUCCGUGUGCGCGAUUCUGCGUGCCUCCCUGCCCCGAUCAUUCAUGCCUCUGCUUUGAUUCCAACACACAGGAAGCGCUUGAAGAGUGGGGGUAAGUCGAACUGGCCGACCAAGUCACUCAAUUUUUUUAGGGACGGCACAGGACAACCAACUUCAUUUUGCAAGAAGCUAAGAGCGCCCGAA
Molecule: messenger RNA, 2314 nt
Organism: Ectocarpus sp. CCAP 1310/34
Lineage: Eukaryota; Phaeophyceae; Ectocarpales; Ectocarpaceae
Source: the annotation of a GenBank genome assembly